ACAAUGUCCAAACUUGAGGGACUUAAAAAGAAAAGAAAUUAGGAUAAGAAUGGCUGAGUUGUUCUUUCUUUUUCUUCUUCCUUAUCCGCGUGAUCUGCUCUUCUUCUUCUCCACUGCACCCGACAAGCCCCCCAAGCCACCGACUUUCUUCCCCCUUGAGAAACCCGGUGGGAUCUUGAUGAAUUCUCUUCCUUUCUUGUUAAAUCACAAGAUUUGGGGCUUAGAAUCUUCCCUCUCAACCCAGAAAAUCCCGGAUCUGCUCUGCUCUUCUCCCCUGUCCGCCGGCGGCUAUGUGGGUUUGAAUUUCUGGGCAUUUUUCGGUCCGUGAGUUUCCUGCAGCUUGCCGCCGGCCUCUUCUUCUCCCUGCUAGGUCCGGUUCUUGCUGGAAAUUUCUGGUAUGAUGGCCACUUCUUUAAGCCCUAAAUUAGCCAUUUAAUUGCUGCCUUGUGUGUGUCCGAAUUGUGCCAGAAAUGGGGAGGAAUUCCGGUAGCAUUUAGUAGCAUUUUAAAUGUGUUUUAAGCUUGAUUAAGUAGAAUUUAGCUUGAAUUAGCUGCUGUGAUGUUUUGUGUGAAAAUCCCGUGUGUGUGAAUUGUGAUUUGCCAAAGUUAUGCUCUCCCUGUGCUGCCGUGGGAAAUGGGAAAAUUUUGGUAGAUUAAGUUAUGUUUUUAAGCUUGGUUUAAGUGUAAAUUAGCUUGGAUUGGGUUGUUGUGAUUUUGGAGUGAAAUCCCGUGAAUUAGCUAGUGUUUUGGCCAAAUUGUGGAAGUCGGAGUUACUGUUCACGUCGUGAGAACUGUUCGCGGGUACUGUUCAUAGGCACUGUUCACACCCCGAGAGUCGACAAUUAACGGGGAUUUAAAUGAUUAGUUUGUGAUAUAAGAACGAAUUUG
This is a messenger RNA of Rubroshorea leprosula, 887 nucleotides long. The record is from the annotation of a GenBank genome assembly. NCBI's taxonomy places the organism in Eukaryota, Viridiplantae, Streptophyta, Magnoliopsida, Malvales, Dipterocarpaceae.